CGGCGCAGACUCCAGGGGGCCCUCACCUGUCGCCAGCAUGGGGAAGAAGGAGAAGAAGACGCUGAAGCUGAAGCCAGAGCCGGCGGAGUUCGUGGAGGAGCGCGGCUCGUGGGCCAGCCCCACCGAGUUCCUCAUGUCGUGCCUCACGUACGCCGUGGGGCUGGGCAACGUCUGGCGCUUCCCCUACCUCGUCUACCGCAACGGCGGAGGCGCCUUCCUUAUCCCUUACAUCAUCAUGUUAAUGGUGAUGGGUGUACCUAUCUUCUUUAUGGAGAUGGUCCUUGGGCAGUACAGUCAGCAAGGGGCUACUGUUGUCUUUGCUCGGAUGGCACCUAUCUUCCAAGGAGUGGGCUUCAGCGCGCUGGUCAUAGUGCUUGUGAUCAACAUCAUCUACAUGGUGGUGGUCUCGUGGACACUGUUCUACAUGUUCGCCUCGUUCAGCUCGGUGCUAGGCUGGGCGCGCUGCGACUAUGACUUCAACUCUGACUACUGCUACAGUGAAUGGGAGAACCAGAGGUGCAUGGAUCUCGGCGUGCCAGAGGCGCCCAUGACUUUCCACAAUAGGACGUGCGUGCCGGUGGACACGCUGUGCAGCGAGCACUUCAUGGCCAUGAAGGACGCCCACACCUGCUCCAACGGAAUCGCGGACGUCCCUCUGCGCUCACUCGUCAAGCGCGUGCUGUCUUCGGAGGAGUACUACAACGACUUCGCGAUGGGCAUCAAAGGCGCGACGUGGGAGCGGUGGGGCGACGUGCACUGGCCGCUGAUGGGCUGCCUGGCGCUGGCCUGGCUCAUCGCCUUCCUCUGCGUCUUCAAGAGCGUCAAGACCACCGGCAAGAUCGUCUACUUCACCGCCAUCUUUCCCUACUUCGUGCUGCUGGCGCUGCUCAUCAGAGCGGCGACGCUGGAGGGCGCGCUGGACGGCGUGCUGUUCUACGUGACGCCGCAGUGGGCGGCGCUGGGCGACGCCUCCGUGUGGGGCGACGCCGCCUCGCAGACCUUCUACGCGCUCAGCAUCGGCUGCGCGUCGCUCAUCACGCUCUCCAGCUACAGCUACUUCGGCAACAACUGCCACAGGGACGCGAUCGUGGUGUCGGCGACGAACGCUCUGACGGGCGUGCUGGCGGGCUUCGUGGUGUUCAGCGUGCUGGGCUUCAUGGCGCACGAGAUGGGCGAGCCCGUGUCCGAGGUGGUCGCCUCCGGCCCGGGCCUCGCCUUCGUCGCCUACCCGGAGGCGGUGCUGCGCAUGCCGCUGCCGCAGCUCUGGUCGGCGCUCUUCUUCUUCAUGCUCUUCGUGCUCGGCAUCGGCUGCCAGUUCGGCGGCGUGGAGGCGGUGACGUGCGCCAUAGUGGACCGUUGGCCGCAGCUGCGGCGCUACCAGACGUUCGUGACGGGCGGCGUUUGCCUGGCGCACUUCCUGCUGUCCGUGCCCAUGUGCUUCGGCGGCGGCAUCUAUCUGUUCACACUGAUCGAGUGGAACGUCGUCACGUGGUCCAUCCUGCUGGUCGGCCUCGGUGAGGUCAUCGUCGUCGCCUGGGUCUACGGCGGCAAUCGAUUCCUGGACAACAUCGCAGAGAUGGGAAUGAAGCUAUGCAAGAUAACCCGCUGCUAUUGGUGGUUCGCAUGGACCAUCAUGGCACCACUUUGCGUCGUAGCGGUGUUCGGCUUCACGAUGUACAACUACGAGGCGCCCUACUACGGCGACUACGUGUUCCCCGACUGGGUGAACGUGAUGGGAAUCCUGAUCGGCACCUCCGCCAUCGUGCCGAUGCCCGUUUUCGCCGUCUACCGCGUCACACUCAGCAAAGAGAGGGGAGCGGCGCUGUUCCGGCCCACUCAGCGCUGGGGCCCCGGGGGCAAGCUGCUGCCCACCCCCAGCUCCACGUCGACGACGCCGCCGCCGGGGGCCGGUGCAGACGCCGCCUCGCCGCCCGACACCUGCUCGCAGCACUCCGGCUCCGCCUCCAGCUACUCCGCCUACGAGAACUACGCCUUCAACAAGGAGCCCUGA
Molecule: messenger RNA, 2011 nt
Organism: Schistocerca americana (American grasshopper)
Lineage: Eukaryota; Metazoa; Arthropoda; Insecta; Orthoptera; Acrididae
Product: sodium- and chloride-dependent glycine transporter 1-like
Exons: 12
Coding region: 38-2011 (657 amino acids)
Biological process (GO): sodium ion transmembrane transport
Cellular component (GO): membrane
Molecular function (GO): glycine transmembrane transporter activity
Source: RefSeq, a predicted model, not a curated record